Messenger RNA from Xenopus laevis (African clawed frog), 1595 nucleotides. RefSeq lists its product as uncharacterized. The record is from RefSeq and is a predicted model, not a curated record. Bases 290 to 1225 code for a protein of 311 amino acids. The transcript has 2 exons. NCBI's taxonomy places the organism in Eukaryota, Metazoa, Chordata, Amphibia, Anura, Pipidae.
GAUCCUAUCUGAUCCCCAUUGUAAGCAGCAGUCCUGUCCUGCUUUAUGGCAGCUGAGAUUCUAGCUAUCUGUAUAACAGAACAUUCUGUCCCAGUGGCUGCACAGAUCCUAUCUGAUCGCCAUAGAGAGCAGACGUGUUUGGAGAGAGCUCGUGAUUUUUGACAAGGCUUGUGAUUUUGACUUACCCAGGCCCUUCUGGGUCUGGGGAGGUUGAUUUUUCAGCAGUUUUGUGGCUUAUAGCCUUACUUUUCUUUAUUUUUAUUUUUGACUUUAUUUAUUUUUUUUGAAAAUGGGUAAGAAAUUGCCCCCAACUGAGGAAGCAGGGGCAAUGAAUACCCGAGGAAGGCUGGGAUCCAGCAGACGAGCAGUGAGCCAGAAAGCUGUGGUUGGUGCAGAAAAGAAAAUGGCUGCUACUGUAAAGAAAGUGAACAAGAAAGCAAAAGUUUUGCCAAAGGAGGAGGAAGUGGAAGAGGUGUCUGUGGAGAGUGAGGAGGAGGAAGAAAAGCUGGAUGAGGUCCCUGAGUCUGUUUUGUCUGGAUUUGCGGCAUCUGAGCCCCCUGUGCAAAGUGUUGCGGAACUACAGCUCUCUGCAUCUGGAGCAAAGGUUGGUGAAUCCCAAGUUACCUGUGUCCCAGUGAGCACCCCCCAAGGAACAAGCGAGUCCACCAUAGCUAUGGAGGGAGAAAGUCUUGUGGCCAGCGCAGACUGGAGCCCCUGGUCUGGUAUGUGCAUCAGUCAGGGAGCAGAGGGGAGCGGUGCUUUGCUGGGGGAAAUGGAAGGUACAAGCGGCUGUAAUAACACACAAGCAGCUGCUGCUAUGGACAGUAACCCCCAGCUGAGGGAGGAAGCAGGUACCAGCUGCACUGCUGUAAUGGAGGCCGGCCAUGUGCUUGGGAAGGAGGACGCCAUCUUGGAAGCAGAGACAAGCUGCACAGCAAAGGGGAAGCUCCGCCCACCCAGUGAGACUUACAGAGAGUCCAGCAAAGAAAGAGAGGAAGGAAAGAUUCCAGCAAAGAACCCAGCAAAGAUCCAGGGAACCCCCCCACAAAUGGCACCAACUGAUGCUGCUUCAGCAGAGGGAGGAAUGGAGGCAAGCAUGGAAUGGGACUACCUGGCAGAGACUGUGGCUUUACAGGUGCUGGAGGAGAAACCUGCAGGUUUAUUUCAACAAAUGUUGCAAGCAUUAAAGUGGCCAGUACAAGAUAUCAAGCCUUUGAAGCCUUAAGCCACACCUCAGCUGACAUCAUCUUCUUGCAAGAGACCAGACUGACCACCACUGCAGAUAUCAAGAAAGCAUCAAAAGAUUGGCUUUUGGGUCCAGCUUUUUUUUCAAUUGCUGCAGAACCUGGGGCGGUGUUGGUAUUUUGUUUAAAGGCUUUUCUGGAAUAUUUGUGCACCGCCUUAUAGAGGUGGAAGUAGGCAGGUGUCUUCUAUUAGACGUCUCUGUUGCAGGACGCAGACUGAGACUUAUUAAUGUUUAUGGGCCUCAGUCUGGGCAUGGGAGAAAAAACCUUUUGAGGGAAAUUCAGCCAUAUCUCCAUACCUCCACUUCAGUCAUCAUGGCUGGUGACUUCAACCAGGUCCUUAGAGCAGAA